CGAAAUCAUGGAAAACAAAUGUGGCCUAAGUGGUACUGUAGACCCUGUUACCCAUUGCCGUCGGAAACAAAACUGGAUCCGUCAAGAAGAAAAGGUGAAUCUGGCUUUGUGAAUUGAGCCAAGCCUUUUACACAAUAUAAAAUCUCAUUGAGAGAGGGAGACCGACUAUGUUAAAGUCGCACACACGAGCACUUACCGUCUCUCUUCGUCAUCAUCUCAUCACCAUCCUCAUCACCUUCCAUUGCCGGAUUUUCACUGGCAAUUACUCCGUUCCCGUCCACCACCGCUCAUCUCCAUCUUGUAUCUUGAAGAAGCCGAAUCCCAAUUUGGUUUAUUCUAUGAUCCUCUUGAGCCAGACAUGUUUAGGUGUGAUUGUUUGAGAAGCAAUUAUUGGAUCAAUUAUAGGAGUUCUUUGGGACAAACACUUGACAUGAUGUAGUACGUCCUUGAAUCUCCUGUCUAGGUGAAAGAAUCACUCUGAAACGCUAUUUUCUAGGAAGUUUUAUGUUUGAAAUACGAAGAUUGCACAUCCCUGUUGCUGUUUAGCGUUGAGCUGUUUCCACCCUGUCAACAUUCUGGAUAACUGUUUAAAGGACUUGUCUCUCUUCAGCAAAGCAUCUCUGGAAGCUUGUAAUUAAGCAAACAAGAGCAGGAGAUUCUGAUGGAGGGCUUGAUAAGCACUAGGAUCGUAUUGAAACCAGUGAACUCUUUUGGUGGAAGGGAACAAAACUUGGUAAUUCUUCCUUCGUUGGCCCCACGAGUUACAGGGAGAGUUCUAAUUAGUCAAAUUGAGGUCUUCAGAAGUUCCAAGUCAUUUAGUCCAGUCACUUCUUUUGUUCAACCAUUGGGGGCCACUGCUAUGGGCUUUUUUGAUAACACAAUACCUUCCAAAGAGGUUCUUGAUGUCUGGAGAAAUGCCGAUGCUGUAUGCUUCGAUGUGGAUAGCACAGUGUGCUUGGACGAAGGGAUAGACGAACUGGCAGAAUUUUGUGGAGCUGGAGAGGCUGUUGCAAAAUGGACUGCCAGGGCGAUGAGUGGUUCUGUUCCUUUUGAGAAAGCAUUGGAUGCCAGACUAUCUCUUUUUAACCCAUCGUUGUCCCAAGUGAUGCAGUUUCUUGAAAAGCGACCCCCAAGACUUUCUCCUGGAAUCGAUGCAUUGGUGAAGAAGCUGAAGGAGAAUAACAAAACUGUUUUUUUGGUAUCUGGAGGUUUUCGUCAGAUGAUAAAUCCCGUUGCAUCAAUCCUGGGGAUACCUUUGGAUAACAUAUAUGCCAAUCAACUGCUGUUUGCAAGCUCUGGGGACUACUUGGGAUUCGACCCCAAUGAACAUACUUCAAGGAGUGGAGGGAAAGCUACUGCUGUUCAACAGAUUAGGAAGACCAAAGGUUACAAGUUUCUAGUUAUGAUUGGAGAUGGUGCAACUGAUCACGAGGCUUGUCAACCAGGUGGCGCUGACUUGUUUAUAUGCUAUGGGGGAGUUCAGCUUCGUGAGCAAGUUGCAGCAAAAGCUGAUUGGCUUGUGUACAAUUUCAAAGACUUGAUCAACACAUUGGAAUAGGUUCACCCAUUUUUCCAGUACACUUGUUAUUCAUUUUCUCUAUUGUUGUUACAACUACUUUGGCCCUUUUAGUUCAAUACCAUAUUGGUGGAUAUGGUGGAGUCUUCUCAAUAAUGCUUCCAUUGGCAACACAUUUCUUUUGUUAUCGAGAGGAUAAGCCAUGGUGUUGCAAAUGGAACAAACGUUUUUUUUGCCCGUGAUGUCCCUUAUCUUUCUUGAAUGAAAUAGCAGUACAAUUUAAGAGAGAAAUUACAGAAUGUAUAUUGGGGAACAAUAGUACAGCCAAAUCGUCUGUUUACUCCGUUUUCUUACGAAAAUAACAUUUUUUUUUGUCUUUUAUGGUUUAUUUUUUGACUAUGUGAUAACUUGAGGAUUGAGGCUUUUUACAUAUUUUUAUUAGUUGGGUGUACAUAUAUAUAUGCG
Messenger RNA from Striga asiatica, 1981 nucleotides. The record is from the annotation of a GenBank genome assembly. Lineage: Eukaryota; Viridiplantae; Streptophyta; Magnoliopsida; Lamiales; Orobanchaceae.